Molecule: messenger RNA, 1316 nt
Organism: Astrephomene gubernaculifera
Lineage: Eukaryota; Viridiplantae; Chlorophyta; Chlorophyceae; Chlamydomonadales; Astrephomenaceae
Source: the annotation of a GenBank genome assembly
GUUCUUGGCCAGCGAGCAUUGGUGGGCGCUCGAAACCUAUACAUGCCCAAUGACGCAUUAAAAGUGUCCGUCCCCCGAUUGAGCUCUCCUAUCCUUAGACGUCUAAGAACCCAACAGCGCCAACAUAGAGUACCUUUCGGGCCCUAUCUCUCGCUCGCAACCAGAAUAGAUGCGCCCUCCGAAGCCAGCAGCCUCGCAGCGCCCCAGGUUCCCAGUCUGGAGGAGCUGCUGCGCACGGGAGCGCGGCUGACCACCGCCGCCCAGGCUGUGUGGGCCCAGGUCCUGCGCCCCGGCGACAUCGCCGUAGACGCCACCUGCGGCAACGGCCACGAUACCCUCUUCCUGGCGCAGGCGGUCGGACCCACGGGUCACGUGUACGGCUACGACAUUCAGGAGGCCGCCAUUUCCUCCACCCGCCAGCGGCUGCUGUCCCACCUGGGGACCCAGCAGGUGGAGCGCUGCGUGACGCUGCGACUGGGCUGCCACUCGGAGCUGAUGCAGCAGCGGGGGGCAGAGGGGGUGGCGGCAGCGGACGGGGAGGCAGCGACAGUGACAGCGGAGGCCGCAGCAGCGGGAGCAGCAGCAGCGGGGGCGGGUCAGCCAGGCGCAUGCGGUCCUGGUCCCGCCUCCGUGCGUGUGGUUACGUUCAACCUGGGCUACCUACCGGGCAGUGCGGACAAGGGGCGGGUGACGCGGGGGGACACCACCACCGCGGCAAUCAGGGGGGCGCUGCAGCUCCUGCAGCCGGGCGGCGUGGUGAGCGUGCUGGCCUACGUGGGGCACCCGGGGGGGCAGGGGGAGUACGAGGCGGUGCGGGAGCUGCUGGGGGGCCUCAGCCCGGCGCAGUGGGUCGCCUCCGAGACGCGGCUGCUCAACCGCCCCUCGGCGCCCAUCCUGCUGCUGCUGUGGCGCCGGAGCGAUGUGCCGCACCCCCCGCUCUAGCGGCCGCCCCCUACCAGAGCACCGAGCAGCACCAGCAGCAGCAGCGGCAGCCGCCACAACUCACAGCCCGGCUGCCCCGCUUGCCUCCCCUCAAUGACCGAGCUCCCAUCUUCCACCCCCCUCUCUCUCAUCACGCGGCACAGAUGGUGGCCGCUAAAUAGGCACCAUGCCGCGGUGAUGUCGUGAGGGACUCAAAACAAGCCCAUGCGCUGCGCCGGACCCGGCAUGCACCGGUAGCGGCGGCACUGCUGUCAUAAUAACGCAGACACGGCGACUCGCGACCGCUUGGAGCACCACACGGACCCGCCCCAGUACCAGCAUGCUGCUCCAGCCAUCUUAGCCCCCAGCCGCUACGGGCAGCAGCAGCAGCGGCG